Messenger RNA from Verruconis gallopava, 2216 nucleotides. RefSeq lists its product as uncharacterized. Gene Ontology annotation, cellular component: fungal-type vacuole membrane; endosome. The record is from RefSeq and is a predicted model, not a curated record. The transcript is spliced from 3 exons. NCBI's taxonomy places the organism in Eukaryota, Fungi, Ascomycota, Dothideomycetes, Venturiales, Sympoventuriaceae. Bases 122 to 2065 code for a protein of 647 amino acids. Gene Ontology annotation, biological process: protein localization to membrane; vacuolar transport.
CUCCUUUGCGGAGUUCGCAAUCUGAAUGGAGCAAACUGUCCAACUUUGCCUCAUCUAAAGUCACCACAUCGCGCGCUUGCAGUGCUUAUGCUUCUAACAUUACAAAUUUGCUUGUUAUAAGAUGCAGCUGCAGAGUCCAUCACAUCGAGGAAAAUUUCUCCUUUGGCUAACUGCUCUUUUGCCAUCAGCAUCGUCUUUUUACCUUCCAGGAGUUGCGCCUACAUCGUACAAGAUAGGGGACUCUGUCCCACUGCACGUCAACAGAUUAACGCCGGCAGACAGCGAACAAAGCCCUAAUGUACAAUCCGUAUUCGCAUACGACUACUACCACCCCGAAUUCCACUUCUGCAGGCCGGAUGGCGGCCCGCAAGCCGUUUCUGAAUCUCUCGGAAGCAUCAUCUUCGGCGACCGCAUCUUCACCUCACCGUUCGAGCUAAAAAUGGGCAUUGAUGAGGAUUGCAAGGCUGUAUGCGCACCUGUGGUGUUUGAGGGAUCAGAUGCAAAACUAGUCAACCUACGUGUUCUGCAGAACUACAAUUUAAAUUGGCUCAUUGACGGAUUACCAGCUGGCCAAAUAAAAGAAGAGACCAACACAGGGGAAAGAUUUGAAAGCCCGGGCUUCCCGUUGGGGUCUGUAGAUGAGGUGGAUGGCACUGCACUUCUUAAUAACCAUUACAACAUUCUUGUGGAUUAUCACGAGGCGGGAGCAGGACAAUUUCGCGUUGUUGGCGUAAUAGUUGAUCCUUCCUCGCGAGGCAACUCAAAGUUCGAGGAUGGCAAAGCUGUGAGUUGUGGCGACACAAGUGUGCCGAUGAAACUAUCGGAGACUGCACGAACACGAGUUCUCUUCACGUAUAGUGUGAAGUGGAAUCUCUCGCCAACAUCCUUCGCUACGCGGUGGGACAAGCUUCUUCACGUUUAUGACCCCAAGAUCCACUGGUUCUCAUUGAUCAAUUCCGCUGUCAUCGUAUUGUUUUUGGUAGGGAUGGUGUCAACCAUCCUGCUUCGACUCCUUCGGAAGGACAUUGCUCGCUACAACCGGCUGGAUCAGCUACCUCUUGACGACUUUGGCGGGACCGGAAUUAUGGAUGACGGGGUGCAAGAGGACUCCGGCUGGAAGCUAGUACAUGGCGAUGUUUUCCGGCCACCAAAAUAUCCGCUUCCGCUUAGUGUUAUGGUUGGAAAUGGAGCCCAGCUUCUCAUGAUGUCUGCAAUGACAAUUGCAUUUGCUCUUUUUGGAUUUCUCUCUCCCUCUAAUCGGGGCUCUCUCGGAACUGUAAUGAUCCUGCUCUACACUGUUUUCGGCUUUGUGGGUGGAUAUGUAUCUGCUCGUGUCUACAAAUUCUUUCACGGCGAAGGUUGGAAACGUAACUUUGUAUACACUCCGGUUUGCCUUCCUGUCUUUGUAUUCUCUGUGUUCUUCUUCCUGAAUCUUUUCGUGUGGGCCCGUGGAGCAAGUGGUGCCGUUCCUUUCGGGACAAUGCUUGUGCUUGUCUUGAUAUGGUUUGUCAUCUCGCUGCCCCUAUCUUUCGCGGGCUCAUGGAUUGGCUUCAAGAGCCCCGAGAUUCAGGCACCCGUCAGGACCAAUCAGAUUCCAAGACAAAUUCCUGAAACAAGAGGAUAUAUGCGACCCAUGCCUAGCAUGCUUCUAGUUGGUAUUCUACCGUUUGGAGCUAUUUUUGUUGAGCUUUACUUCAUCAUGAAUAGCAUAUGGACAGGGAAGGUUUACUACAUGUUUGGGUUUCUAUUCGUUUGUUUUGGACUUAUGGUGAUGACCUGCGCAGCCGUCACAGUGUUGAUGAUUUAUUUCUUGCUCUGCGCUGAGAAUUAUCACUGGCAAUGGCGAUCCUUCUUCACGGCUGGGGCAAGCGCUUUGUACGUUUUUGCCUACGCUCUUCUUUACUGGUUCAGGACAUUGAGCUUUACAAGUUGGACGAGUGGUGUACUCUACUUGGGAUACAGUUUGCUUAUCAGCGCAUUAUUUUUCAUUAUUACAGGGUCAAUUGGCUUCUUCUCUUCGUGGAUUUUUGUGUUGAAAAUAUACGGCUCUAUUAAAGUUGACUGAGGUUGUUCAAGGAGCUGUCCCAGUGUUUCUCUUUGAGGAGCCUUGCUUGUAUUCCAAGGAUGGGAUCGAUUUCUAAGGCGACGAAAGCUUGCGAAAAGUGCAUAGCGUCUAUCGUGUAUUACAAUGUAAAAACAUCAAAGAUUUAGUGCUG